Metarhizium acridum CQMa 102 is the source of this 2577-nucleotide messenger RNA. RefSeq lists its product as uncharacterized. Gene Ontology annotation, cellular component: ruffle membrane. Gene Ontology annotation, biological process: regulation of ruffle assembly. The record is from RefSeq and is a predicted model, not a curated record. Gene Ontology annotation, molecular function: phosphatidylinositol binding. Lineage: Eukaryota; Fungi; Ascomycota; Sordariomycetes; Hypocreales; Clavicipitaceae.
AUGCAGCGCAUGUCAUCGCUUCUGCCCUCAUGGGACAAACGAAACUCGGCCUCCGGCUCUGCUGCCGCCUCUACCGCCCCGAAAUCAGGCGGGAUUUUCGGCUGGGCCGGCCGCAAUAGCAAUUCUAAUAAAACUUCCAAUUCCUCGGUCGCCAAGUCUCUUGCCCAGAUUAAUAUUGCCGCUGCCAAUGGCACUGGCAAUGGCGGCAGGGUUCAGCGCGAGGCCUUCUGGCCUUCAACACUGGACAUGGAGUGCCUAAAGGCAGCCCGCAUUUUAAAAUCCUUUUGUGCCGAUGGCUAUCUUGCUCCGAUAGACGGCGACACCUCAGCGCGUACCUCAGUCUCGGGGCCUCAGUCCCCUCUCAAAAUCACCAAAAAGAUACCCAGGCGCAUAAUACAAAACGCCGCAGGCAUCGCCGUCUUCACAUGUAUGAGGAGCGGCCUGUGGAUGACGGGGUCCGGUGGCUCCGGCAUUCUUAUUGCCAGGAAAUCCGAUGGGACGUGGUCGCCGCCUUCAGGCAUUAUGCUUCAUACGCCGACGCUCAGCUUCAUAAUAGGUGUCGACGUUUACGAUUGUGUCCUUGUUGUGACCAAUCUCACCGCUUUGGAGUCAAUCACUCGGCCCCGCGUCACUCUUGGUGAGGACGUGACAUUGAACAACGGACCCUCAGUUGCCAUGGAUGCCGACCAUACAAACUUCAACUGGAAGGACCUUGAUAACACAGUAUUAGCGUACAUGAAAGCCCGCGGCCAACACCAAGCCGUCAAUUUGCAGGGCUGCAUUCUCACAGAGCGAGGCAACGAGAACGAGCGCUUCUACGGCGUCGACGUGACCCAAAUGGACAUUCUUGCCGGCAAUGUUGCGCGCCAUGUUGAGGAAACUAGGCCAUUGUUCGAGGUCAUCAAGAUGGCUGAAGGCCGGACUGACUAUGACAAGGCAAUUGUCGAGCACACUGCCAUCGAGCCCGCCCCCGGCGAUGCUGUCAUUGCUACCCCCAACUCUACACCAGCGUCUCCACGAUCGGCCUUUGGACGCCCCAAACCCGAUGAUCCCGAUCCGUUUGGCGUCCUUGCUCUGGAAAUGGCUGGUCUUGAGAUUCGCGAGGCUGGCACCCGUUUACGACCGGCGAGCAACCAGUUCGAAAUCAACUCCAACCCUCGCAGCCCAACCCUUUCCAAGUUCGGACGACAGAGCAUCGACACCUUUGUAAGCAAGAGCAACCGAGCCAGCGUGCUGUCUUCCCGCACCGUCAAGAGUCAGAUGACGGAUGCGGGAACACAAACUGGUGGUGGCACAGCAGAAACUACACCGAGCCCGGGUCAAAGCGAAGAUGGCCACGAAGGUGUCUCUAUUGACCGCAUCCCGGAGGUGAAGGAGGAUGAUGAAGUCGACUACACCGCUGUUGAUUUCACACCAUUGAGACACCUCAGCCAGGAACACUCGAUUGACCUUUCCCUUCCUGCUGGAGAGCCGGCGAUCCCCCCAAGGAACCAGCUUCGGGCUUCUGUCCCGUCGUCUCGCAGUAGUCGAGACACUGAGCAGCCAUCCAGGGCCCCAGUCAAGGAGGAAACUAACCAGAUGCAGGAUGACGAGGACGAACUAGAAUACGACACCAACGAUGCCGAUGAUGAGGAUGAUUCCGAUGAAGAGCCCGUUGUAUUUGAGGUUGCCCAGGUGCAACCCACCAGGACUAGGGCGGUGGCCUCGCGAAUGAUCCAAGCAAAGGGCAGCGUGGUCACGAUUCCCAAGCGAAUUCCUCCUCCACUGCCCACAAGGAGCCCAGCGAGAAACUCUAGAUCGAUGAACUGCGACAAUGGUAAUGAAAGUGGCACAGCUCUGAGCCCUCUGCGCCAGGCGUUCAGCGAAGCUGACUUGCGUGGCGAGGAGGAUGUCCAGGACGAUCAAACCCAACAAAGUCAGGCACACAUUAUAUCUAGCAAGUCGGCCGAUCUCGGUCAAACUGAUGGCAAUAACGUCGACAAUGUCUUAUCAAAGAAGGCCGAACCAGGAGAAACAUUGGCGGACAAAUUCCAAGCAAAUGAGGCUAGUAAGGCGACGCCAUCCAUCAAUGAGUUGGUCAUGCCGGGCAGUCUUCCCGUUGAUGAUACAGAUGAAGAAGCCAAGAGCGACAUUGUGGAGUCGGUCGAGAAAAUUCUCCCCACAGAAUCCACCAUCCCAGAGAAUGUUCCGUUACCUGCAGACACAGACGCCGAGGACUUGACCUCCAAGCUCGAGGAGGCCGAGUCAGACUAUGCCUCCAUUGAAGAGCGCGCGACGGAGGAUGACGAGUCCAUCAAAACACCCGUGGACAAUUCAGACUCGACCACAAGCAAGAAACACACUUCUUCUAUUUACACUGGUAUGACGGAGGAUCGUUGGAGUAUUGAUCAGUCGUCUUUGACCACUCCUAAUUCUGAACGACCAUUGUCAGUGGUUGAAUACUCAACGGAAGAAGACACGCCCAAGAAGAUUGCGAAAGAGGGAGAAUUGGAAGUCGAAAACAAUGCAGAAAACCGGACAGCUAAAAAGCCAGUUUCGGCAGCAUCGGGAAUUACUAUCACAUCCGCUGAGAGGUGA